AGAGCCCCCGCCGGCGCACGCCGCCGACCCGGCUCCCUGGGCGGCGCGCGCCCCCGCCCUGCAAGGCACAGGCGACGUUGGCCCACUGCACCCUAAGUCCGUCCUCCCGUUAGGCGGCGAGCGCCGGAGGGGAGGGGACAGCCAGGAAGGCAGGAAGCUACAGCUUAAAAGGGCAGCCCGCGCGGGGCCCUUCCUCCCUCUGUCCGUCCCCGGGCCUGUGAGAGCGCCUGCCUCUGCGGCCUCCGUCCUGCCGACAUGUACCGGUGCCUGGGUGAAGCGCUGCUGCUGUCCCGCGUCGGGCCCGCAGCCCUAGGCUCGGCGGCGGCCGACUCGGCCGCGCUGCUGGGCCGGGCCCGCGGGCAGCCCGCCACAGCCGCCGCCACCCCGCAGCCGGGGCUCGCGCUGCCCGGCCGGCGACAGUACAGCGAGGCGGCGGCCGACCGCGAGGACGACCCCAACUUCUUCAAGAUGGUGGAGGGCUUCUUCGACCGCGGCGCCAGCAUCGUGGAGGACAAGCUGGUGGAGGACCUCAAGAUCCGGGAGAGCGAGGAGCAGAAGCGGAACCGGGUGCGUGGCAUCCUGCGGAUCAUCAAGCCCUGCAACCAUGUGCUGAGUCUGUCCUUCCCCAUCCGGCGCGACGACGGCUCCUGGGAGGUCAUCGAGGGCUACCGGGCCCAGCACAGCCAGCACCGCACGCCCUGCAAGGGAGGUAUCCGUUACAGCACUGAUGUGAGUGUAGAUGAAGUAAAAGCUCUGGCUUCUCUGAUGACAUAUAAGUGUGCAGUGGUUGAUGUGCCAUUUGGGGGUGCCAAAGCUGGUGUUAAGAUCAAUCCCAAGAACUAUACCGAUAAUGAAUUGGAAAAGAUCACAAGGAGGUUCACCAUGGAGCUGGCAAAGAAGGGCUUUAUUGGUCCUGGCAUUGAUGUGCCUGCCCCAGACAUGAGCACAGGCGAGCGGGAGAUGUCCUGGAUUGCUGACACCUAUGCUAGCACCAUAGGGCACUAUGAUAUUAAUGCCCAUGCCUGUGUUACCGGUAAGCCCAUCAGUCAGGGUGGAAUCCACGGACGGAUCUCUGCUACUGGUCGGGGAGUUUUCCAUGGGAUUGAAAACUUCAUCAAUGAAGCUUCUUACAUGAGUAUUUUAGGAAUGACACCAGGAUUUGGAGAUAAAACAUUUGUUGUUCAGGGAUUUGGUAAUGUGGGCCUGCACUCUAUGAGAUAUUUACAUCGUUUUGGUGCUAAAUGUGUUGGUGUUGGUGAAUCUGAUGGGAGCAUAUGGAAUCCAGAUGGUAUUGACCCAAAGGAACUGGAAGACUUCAAAUUGCAACAUGGAACAAUCCUGGGCUUCCCCAAAGCAAAGAUCUAUGAAGGGAGCAUCUUGGAGGCUGACUGUGACAUAUUGAUCCCUGCUGCCAGUGAGAAGCAGCUGACCAAGUCCAAUGCACCCAGAGUCAAAGCCAAGAUCAUUGCUGAAGGUGCCAAUGGACCGACAACUCCAGAAGCUGAUAAGAUUUUCCUAGAGAGGAACAUCAUGGUUAUUCCAGAUCUCUACUUGAAUGCUGGAGGAGUGACAGUGUCUUACUUUGAGUGGCUGAAGAAUCUAAAUCAUGUCAGCUAUGGCCGUCUGACCUUCAAAUAUGAAAGGGAUUCUAACUACCACUUGCUCAUGUCUGUUCAAGAGAGUUUGGAAAGGAAAUUUGGAAAGCAUGGUGGAACUAUUCCCAUUGUACCCACAGCAGAGUUCCAAGACAGGAUAUCGGGUGCCUCUGAGAAAGACAUUGUGCACUCUGGCUUAGCUUACACCAUGGAGCGCUCUGCAAGGCAAAUCAUGCGCACAGCCAUGAAGUAUAACCUGGGAUUGGACCUGAGAACAGCUGCCUAUGUCAACGCCAUUGAGAAAGUCUUCAAGGUGUACAAUGAAGCUGGUGUGACCUUCACAUAGACCGGACCAGACUGCAGCUGACUUCUUCACUACCCUCUUCACCUCUUCAUCUGCAGACCUAUCACAAGUUUACAUGUAACCACAGAAAUCUCUCUCUCAUGACUUAAUAGAUAAUGGACACCAUUCUCAACAAGUCAAUCCAAAUCAGCCCCUUGAGAAGAAACGGUAGGGGAUCAUAAAUAAGCUAAUAAGUGACAGUAGAAAUGAGCUAUGUCAGAGAGCCACUUGGGCACUUUGCCUUUAAAUAAUAAAGUCGUUUCCCUCUGCCUGUGCUGCCUUGUUCCAUGGCUGUUUCCCAGCACAGUCAGCUGUAGCCCUGGGAAAAGCACCUUUUGUCCAAGAGCAGUCAGUCACUUGCCACUUCAGCUCUGGACAGAUCUAUCAGGUGCUCUGACACAUUUAAGAAGCAGGUAUAUGGCAUUUUCAUGAGGUAGCAUGGUCCUCAAGUGAGUUAUUGGUAUUUUACAUCAGCAAAAUAACUCAAUUUUAUAGGUUACAAACAAAAAAAACUUUCUCUUUAUGCAUUUUAUUCUUUUAGAAUAAAAUAAGUACAUGCUGCUGUAAUAAAAUUGCCUUUAAUCACUUAACAAGCCUAACCUUGACUCAAGCAGUGAAUGCCUGUAAACAUAAUGAAAAAAGCUAGUAUUUUUAUAACAUAAAACAGUAUCAUUUAUAACUUGUCAAUUGCAUAUUGUCAUCCAGCAAAAAUAAAAAGCCUGGUAGAGAAUUAAGUUAUCUUCAUACCUGCAAAUGACGGAGGCUAUUUUUGUUAAGACUGUUGGAAUUUACUAACCACAAUUAUGACAUAUAGUCCAAAGAAUGCAGUAACCUCCUUAUCAUGUUAAUUAAUUGUCCUCUUUUGAAGAUCUGUUGUGUUGAUUAAUUGAACAAUAAUUCAAGUAGAGUGCCCCAGAAGAAAACCACGUGGGCCCCUCUGGAGUCUGGCUGGCGGCUCUGAGCAUUGCCAGUGGCCCUGGCUCUUUGUCCUCAUUUAGCGGCCUCAUCUUCUGCACACGGCUUCAUUCCCAGUGGGCUGGAAACAACCUGGGGUUGUGUUUUGGGAGUUGUUUGGCCAGGGCCUUUUGAACAGUGGUGUCCCAAUGAAGUACUAGAUAUUAUUUAUGUAAGAAUUAGCUUUUCUUUUUUUUUUAACAAUAAUAUCCUUUCAGAAAUUUCUAACUACUUUAUAACUGCAUGACUUAACCUGGUGACAAAAGCAGUUAUUAAAAAGACUACCUUUUCCAAA
This is a messenger RNA of Lagenorhynchus albirostris (white-beaked dolphin), 3187 nucleotides long. It is a transcript of the gene GLUD1, whose product is annotated as glutamate dehydrogenase 1. NCBI's taxonomy places the organism in Eukaryota, Metazoa, Chordata, Mammalia, Artiodactyla, Delphinidae. Gene Ontology annotation, biological process: L-glutamate catabolic process. The transcript has 13 exons. The record is from RefSeq and is a predicted model, not a curated record. Gene Ontology annotation, molecular function: L-glutamate dehydrogenase (NAD+) activity. Gene Ontology annotation, cellular component: mitochondrion. Bases 256 to 1941 code for a protein of 561 amino acids.